Molecule: messenger RNA, 483 nt
Organism: Ilex paraguariensis (yerba mate)
Lineage: Eukaryota; Viridiplantae; Streptophyta; Magnoliopsida; Aquifoliales; Aquifoliaceae
Source: the annotation of a GenBank genome assembly
AUGGGCUCCACUUGCUGCUGUGAUUGCUGUGCUGUUUUGAUGGUGUCAAUGGUUCAUGUGCACAGCUUUCUUGUCGCUGCUGCUGGCCACCUCUGGUCUCUUUUUCUUCAGCUGGUUUUGCUGAUUUUCUCAUGGUCUCUCAGCGGUUCUUUCAUCUGCUUGACGCUGGCUAUUGGUCUGCUGCUGUGGGUUUCUCUGUUGCUGCUUCCUUCGGCAGUCAGCUGGGGAUUUGUUCUCAGCGGGCUCUCAGUUGCUGUGUUGGUUCUGGGCUUAUGUUCAUUCCUCAUGGUUUUCAUCAUCUCGCAGUUGCUGUCUCUUGGGUUUCCAGCUUUCCUCCAGCUGAAUUUUCUGGAUCUUCAGCUGGACUCUCAGCUGGCUUUUGCUGGCCUUCAUGUCCCAUUUUAUGUCCUUUUCUUUUUUGAUGGUUUAUGCCACAUUGGCUUCCUUGUUUUUGUUAAAGCCCGGCUUCCUUGCUUCUUGUAA